UCACCAUCUCUCUCUACAUUACUCUCUCAGUAUCUUUCUACCUCUACAGUACACUCUCUCUCUAACAGUGGUUGAGAAUCUCACUAUCUUCCUAUCUCUACAGUACACACUCUCUAACAGUGGUUGAGAAUCUCACUAUCUUCCUAUCUCUACAGUACACACUCUCUCUCUCUCUAACAGUGGUUGAGAAUUACAGCAGACAGGAGAUCAUUCAUAUCGGUUCUUUCUCUUUCAUAGUGGCCGAUAAUACACUACAGAGCCCCACAGUCUCUCUUUCUCUCUCUUGAUAUACGGAUAUAUAGGCCGAUUCUUUCUCUCCGUGCGAAUUAUCUCUCAAGUGACUGCACAAUCGAUGGACUGGAGCAUGGAAGUUAACGGUGGAUCAUCUAAGGAGAUGCCUGGCUUCCUUACGAGAGUAUGGCAAGGCAUUAUAAGCAUUUUUGCAAUGGUGAAAUCGUGUUUUAGAGGGUUUUUUGAGAGGGUUUGGAAACUUGGGAAAGAUGAUCCAAGAAGGGUGGUGCACUCACUAAAAGUGGGCUUAGCUCUUACCCUUGUCUCACUCUUCUACUUCAUGCGCCCUCUCUAUGAUGGGGUCGGGGGAAUGGCGAUAUGGGCCGUCAUGACUGUUGUCGUAGUUUUCGAAUAUAGCGUAGGUGCAACUUUAAGCAAGGGCUUGAAUCGAGGGUUCGCAACGCUUCUAGCAGGAUCUCUAGCCGUUGGUGUACAUGAAUUGGCCAGCCUCUCAGGCGACAAAUCUGAGCCCAUUAUCCUCGGAAUAUCAGUCUUUUUACAAGCAACGGUUUUUACAUUUCUACGAUUUUUCCCGACGAUCAAAACAAGGUAUGAUUAUGGAGCGAUGAUAUUCAUACUCACAUUCAGCCUGGUAUCAGUGUCGGGGUAUCGAGUGGACAAAUUAUUGGAGAUGGCACAUCAACGGUUGUCCACCAUCCUCAUAGGUAGUGCACUAUGUGUGCUCGUGAGCAUGCUUGUUUGCCCUGUUUGGGCUGGAGAAGAUCUUCACAACCUUAUAGCCAAGAACUUGGACAAGCUUGCUGCUUCUGUUGAAGGGGUUGUUGCAGAGAACUUCAAGGAAGGAGAGGGCGAAGAGGAGGGUGAGAUUAAUGAGGAGAAUCCUUCGGUAUUGGGAUACAAAUGCGUGCUUAAUUCCAAACCCACAGAGGAAGCACUGGCUAAUUUCGCUAGAUGGGAGCCAGCCCAUGGUCCCUUCGGUUUUAGGCAUCCAUGGAAACAAUACCUCAAGAUUGGGAUGGCCGCUCGUUAUUGUGCCUACUCUCUUGAAGCGCUCAACGCAUGCACCAACUCUGAUUCCCAGGCAGCCCAGGAAUUAACGCAACAUCUGAAAGCCGUAUGCACCAAAGUGGGCCACGUUUCCUCCGAUCUCCUCCUCGACCUCUCAUCAACGGUCAAGAAAAUGACAACAUCUUCGCACACCGAUUUACUCGUCGCGCAAUUAAACAUCGCCGUUCAAGAGCUCCAACUCGCACUGAAGAUCCUCUCUAAUCCGUUGCCGGUCCACGUGUCGAUCCCGGAUAUCGUGCUAAUCGCCACCGUCGCAUCAUUGACGGUGGAGAUCUCCGCACGUGUGGAGGACGUAGCAGAGGCAGUUGAGGAAUUGUCCAGAAUCGCCCAUUUUAAGACGGAAACCGCAGAGGAAAACAAGCAAAAGGCAGCCACUAUAAAGGCGCUUGCUGACUCGGAUGGGCCCCAUGUGGCCAUCCACGUGGACUCGUUAUAGCACAGUGUUUAUAAAUGUUGUUUAUCGUUUUAAAAAAAAACAAAAAAACAAUUGUUGUUACUAAUUGGUGUAACUUUUUGUGUUUUUUUAGAAUGGCUUAUUUGUUGGUGUAUCUGGGGCCGUACCAAUUUGGAGUUCGAGCAUAAUGAUAAUUUUUUUU
This is a messenger RNA of Amborella trichopoda, 1916 nucleotides long. Its product is annotated as aluminum-activated malate transporter 10. Gene Ontology annotation, biological process: malate transport. Lineage: Eukaryota; Viridiplantae; Streptophyta; Magnoliopsida; Amborellales; Amborellaceae. The record is from RefSeq and is a predicted model, not a curated record.